CAUUCACCGAGAUUUAUCGUCUUUAAAUGCCCGAUGCGCGCCAUACGCCCUGAAAUUUCCCCGUCGCAUUCUCUUAACUCGGAUUCACACCUCCAAAUCUUUCCGCGCCGAUACUGAAGUCGGCACCGGCCCACUUUCACUCGCGACCGUCCACUCAAUGAGCUCGAUAUAGGCGGACGGCUAUACCACGCGUCGAUUGAGCUUACGAUAAAUCCAUCAACAUGAGUAGCGAUGAGGAUGGUGCCGAACUUAUGGCGGCAUUUAAGAAACAGGGCGGUCGCCAGUCAACUGCGACCUCUUCAAACAAGCCAGCAUCGUUCUCGCCGGGAGACUUCAUAUCAGACGAUGGAUCGGGAGGCGAGGAACACCAUUCCCAGGUCGGAAGUUCCCGCAAAAUGCGAAGAGCGUUGUGCGUGCGCCCAUCCCCAGUCCGCAAUAAGAAUGAAUACACGUACUACGAACCAAAAGAUGAGGUAGAGGGUAUCAUACGCGAGUUUACAAGGAGGGGAGAGAUGUUGUAUGAAGUUAGGCUUUGGAGCGACAAAGUCAAAGUGAUCAACUUUGACGAGCUUCUAGAAUUACCAGGUGGUCCACAAGCACUGAAGAGCCUCCAGCCAGACGACGAUCCGAACGCUACAUCCACCAGUGCAGACGAGAAGAACAUGAGGCUCCGUGGCAGGGCUUCGAAGGCGCAAAAUAACGGCUUCGUAGACAUCUCGACCAUUGCGCUUUCUUCCUCUGAGGAGGACGAGCUUGCUUCGACAUCACGAAGGCCGCGCAAUGGUCGCAUCCAUACAUUAGCAAAGCGCGAUUCGGAUAGAGAACGCUCAUCGAGGACGCGGUCACGACAAAGCGAUCUCGUUGAGCUCUCUACAAGCGAGGACGUCGACGACUACGAAGACGGAGGUAAGAAGCGGGGGCGAAAGCGCAAAGGCGUACGGAAACCCACCCGUCGCUCCACCAGACAGCCAAUGCCUGUGCAAGCAUACGACGAUGAUGAAGAGGAGGAAGAAGAGGAUACAGACGACUCUGAUGCUUCUGACAUCCUGCGUUCGGACAUACUACCGGGUCGGAAGCGGAAGAGACGCACGUUACCCACUUCGAGGUUAGAGAAAAUGCCUAGAACCGGUGUGCGUCAAUCUGAUCGAUCAACACGUGCUACCAAUAAUAUGGAAGAGGCUACUAUGGACGACAUCUACCGAUCAGACUCUGUACCCAAGGUGAGCGCACAGAAAGUGGCUGUGGUUCGCGAGGUAUUUGCAACACUCCCGCGACGCGACCUUUUCCGAUCACGCCACGCCGAAGGUUGCGAAGUGUGCUUUGACGGACCCAACGUUGCGCCUCUCAUUUACUGCCAGGGCUGCUCCCUCGCAUACCAUAAGAACUGCUUAGGAAACCGAUCCAGUCGUGAUCAUCUUGUCACCAAGGUCGAUGACGAGAGCUUUGUGUUGCAGUGCAAGCGGUGUAUUAACUUCUACAAGAAAAAAGAUGCUACCGCCCCUGAUUUGUCCAGGUGCCAUGAUUGCGUCCAACAGGGUGCUUCUUGUAAACCCUUCCGGCAUCGCAAGACGACACAGCAGGAAAUGAAACUUCGAGAGGAGAAUGGUGGCCAAGACCCGAUCGUUGACGUGCCUUCUACGCUCAUCAAUAACGCUCAUAACGUACUGUUUCGCUGUACCAAAUGCUCUCGAGCAUGGCAUUACCACCAUUUACCGCCCCUGUCUCAGUAUGCAAUGGACGUCAAUCGUGACGACGAGGAGAUGGCAGAUGAGCGCUUUAGAGAGUACUCUGGAAAGUGGCUGUGCAAAGAGUGCGAUGACACGGAGGACCAGAAAGUUGGAGGCAUAAUUGCCUGGCGACCGUCAGAUGUCGAAACCUACCGCCCUGGAACCUCGUGCGAUCUUGUCAGCGAAGAUGACAAGCAGUACUUGAUCAAAUGGGAGAACCAGUCUUAUUUCCGCGCGGCUUGGUACUCCGGAGCUUGGACAUGGGGUGUCACUGCUUCUGCCAUGCGAAAAGCUUUCUUUAAGCGCGAGGACGGACCGAAGAUGCGAACCGAGGACGCUAUACCCGAGGAGUUUCUACGUAUCGACAUUGUCCUAGACAUCAAAUACACCAGCUACGUGGAGGUCCGUAGUGAAGAGAUCGACAAGGCUAGGAUCAAAGAGGUAGAUAAAGCCCUUAUAAAGUACAAGGGCCUCGGCUACGAGGAUGCGGUAUGGGAGAAGGUACCUACAUCAGAAGAUGGCGACCGGUGGCUGGAUUUCGUCACUGCCUACAAUGACUGGAUCGCUGGUCGCUACAUCAGGUAUCCCAAGCAAGGCCCAUUGAAGGGGCGUCUCGAAAAGACCCGUAACACGCCAUUUGAUAAGCUUGUGCGGGAAAAGCAACCGGACAACCUUGUCGGCGGAGAACUAAUGAAGUACCAAGUCGACGGUCUGAACUGGCUUUAUUGCCGAUGGCACAGUCAAGAGAAUGGUAUACUUGCCGACGAGAUGGGACUUGGCAAGACUAUUCAGGUUAUUGGCUUCAUGGCGACCCUGAUUCAAGAGCACAACUGCUUUCCCUUUCUUAUUGUUGUCCCCAAUUCUACUUGUGCCAAUUGGAGGCGCGAGAUCAAGCAAUGGGCGCCAUCUCUGCGCGUUGUCGCAUACUUCGGGUCAUCUCAAGCUCGUGACAUGGCCUACAAAUAUGAGAUGUUCCCUGAAGGUACAAAGGAGUUACGAUGCCACAUCGUAGUUACUUCGUAUGAAGCUGCUACUGAUGAUAGCUGCAGGAGGUUCUUCCGUAGCGUCAGCUGGGCAGGUCUUAUCAUCGACGAAGGCCAACGACUGAAGAACGACAAGAGUCAACUAUACACGGCCCUAACCUCAGUGAGGGCCCCCUUCAGACUGCUCUUAACCGGUACGCCUUUGCAGAACAACGCCAGAGAGCUCUUCAACUUGCUUCACUUUUUGGAUGAGAACAUCAAUGCUGCUGAGCUUGAAGAGAAAUACGCUGAAAUGACGUCGGAAAACAUCAAAGAGCUUCAUGCCAAAAUCCGACCCUAUAUCCUUCGACGAACUAAGGCUCAAGUGCUGACCUUUCUUCCGCCACUGGGUCAAGUUAUCCUGCCCAUCUCCAUGAGUCACCUGCAAAAGCAGCUCUACAAGUCCAUCCUGUCGAAGCGCCCCGAGUUGCUGAAGGCCCUCUUUACUUCAGACAAGACACUGAAGCAGCAGGAACGAGCCAACUUGAGCAAUAUCCUCAUGCAACUACGCAAGUGUCUGUGCCAUCCUUUUGUGUAUAGUCGUGAGAUCGAGGAGCGCACUGACAUUGCUGCUGUCUCACACCGCAACUUAGUAGAAGCUUCCGCCAAGCUGAGUCUGCUAGAAAUCCUCUUACCGAAGCUCAAGGAGCGCGGGCAUCGCGUCCUUAUCUUCAGUCAAUUUCUUGAUAUGCUCAACAUCAUAGAAGAUUUCAUGGACGGUCUGCAGCUCGCAUACCAGCGCCUUGACGGCACAAUGGGCUCUCUUGAAAAACAAAAGAGAAUCGACCAGUUCAAUGCACCCGACUCUCCGCUGUUCGCCUUUUUGCUCUCUACUCGAGCUGGUGGUGUUGGUAUCAAUCUCGCUACUGCUGACACCGUCAUCAUUCUCGACCCUGAUUGGAAUCCGCAUCAAGAUAUACAAGCUAUUGCUCGAGCGCAUCGAAUUGGACAGAAGAAAAAGGUUUUAUGCCUGCAGCUUACGACAAGGGCAUCGGUUGAGGAGAAGAUUAUGCAAAUGGGCAGGAAAAAGAUGGCGCUUGAUCACGUUGUCGUUGAACAGCUUGGAAACAGCACCGAAGAGAUUGAAGACCAUGACGUGGAGUCGAUUCUCAAGUUUGGCGCAGCAGAGCUCUUCAAGGACGAUGGUGCAGAUCACGAUAUUCGCUUUGACGACGCUUCCAUCGAUAAGUUGCUAGAUCGCAGUCAAAUUGAGAACACUAAGACGAGCGGUGACGACGACUCAGCAGAGUCCCAAUUCAGCUUUGCUCGUAUCUGGGCAAAUGACAAAGGUGGUCUACAAGAGGACUUUGAUACUGUGGAUGAGGAGGUCGCUCCUGAUCCAGGCGUCUGGGACAAGAUCCUCAAGGAACGUCAAGCGGCGGCAGCGAAAGAAGCACUUGCCCGAGCGGAGGCUAUGGGUAGAGGUAGGCGAGCUAAAGCAAAUAUCGACUAUGCCACGGAGAAAGAUGGCCUUGAGACUGCGUCGGUUGUUGGAGAGGACGUCUUUGAGGACACGAUUCCCUCACCAAUGCAAAAGCCAGACAAGAGACGCAAGAAGAAAGCUAGCUCAGAGAGCGACACCGACUUCCAAGCCGACACUGAGGAGGAAAGCGAGCCAGACGCUAAUGCGUCAGACGAUGGUGAUGCUGCAAAAGAACUCGGCGGCGAUGUGCAACGUCGUAGUACUACGACCGUAAAAUCCACCUUGUACAAGCAAGAUGGCGCAGCUGCGUCCAACAUCUCAUUCAAGUCACCUUCAAAGUUUCCUCCUGUCACUCUCGCCCUACACAGCGCCACCAAACAAGCUGCGCCAUUCAGAAUCGAGACCGCAUCAGCUCCAGCAGACCGGACAGCCCGGGCAGCGAUAAAGGCACCAAAAAAUAACAGCAGCACAGUGAAACCGUUUCGCCGCGCCAAUCUCCCCGUCCGCUCCCCUCUCGAGCCUACCUACGGCUCCUUUAGUAACAGAAUCUGCAGCGCGUGCCUCAAGAACCACCCCGAGGGCGCAUGCGAUCUCAAAGUAGCGGGCGUUGAACACUGUGGACUCUGCGGACUCGCGCACUUUGGACACUCUCGCACAUGCCCACACAUUAAGUCUGAAACACAGGUCCGUGAGAUGUUAGAUGCACUAAAGAACUCGCCGGAGAAGAAGGAGUUGGUGGAUUUGGCAAUGAAGUACUUGAGGGGGGUGAAGGGGACUUUGGUGCAGCAGAAAAAGAAGGAUCGAGAGAAGGCCGCGCUGUUAAAGACUGGCGUGCCGCUCCCAGCGCCCGUAAUGGGCUGGCCGCCGAAGAACCCGAAUCCAGGUCAGAAUCAAUUCCGGUCAUACGUGCCGCUACCAGGUGCUGCGGAGGGAAAUGGAGUAUUGCCGCAGAGCACGUAUCCUUCAGGCCCACCUCGCCGGGAUGUGCCGAACGUUCAUACUUCACCGGUCAAUCCGGCACCAGGGAGCGUGGGAAGUCAUCUCCAAGAUCGAUCAGCGCAGCAGCAGCACGCGAUGCAGAUGCAGGCUCAAGGCACUUUCGAAGAUGAGCACGUAGAGAGUGCAUUGCGCGGGUUCCUUGAGCGCUAGAAGGUGCGGCCAAACAGAGUUGAGAAACGAUAAACUCUUUUUCGCAGAGGGCUGUUAUGACUCUUUGCUGUGUAUUAUUCCUUCAUGCAUUUGCUUUCAAUCUGGUGGGUUACAGAAUGCAGCCUUCACCGGCUGCUGCCUGACCUGCAAAUGGCGUUUUGGGUUGGAGGGAUUCGGAGUUAGCUUCGCCAAUCUGAUGCGACUGGAGUUGGAUCAGUCAUUCAGACAGAUCCCCCGGUGGCGAUAUCAUGCAUGUGUAUUAGAUAGAUCAAUCUAUACAACGAAUGAUGCCCAAG
Molecule: messenger RNA, 5617 nt
Organism: Cucurbitaria berberidis CBS 394.84
Lineage: Eukaryota; Fungi; Ascomycota; Dothideomycetes; Pleosporales; Cucurbitariaceae
Product: chromodomain-helicase-DNA-binding protein 4
Exons: 2
Coding region: 222-5321 (1699 amino acids)
Biological process (GO): negative regulation of transcription by RNA polymerase II; chromatin remodeling
Cellular component (GO): nucleus; chromatin
Molecular function (GO): ATP binding; chromatin binding; histone binding
Source: RefSeq, a predicted model, not a curated record